CGGGGCGUGGUUAAAGCUUUGUGGAGUCGAUCAGUCGGGUAACAACAAUAUUACAACAAAUCCGCAGUCUGAUUUUAUUUUUUAAGCGACCUGAUUGAAAUAUGGAUACGAAGGAAGAGCGUGUUGGAAAACGGUCAAACACGGAGCAGCGGAAGGUGCGUUCCCGGGAUGCAGCACGCUGUAGGCGGAGUCAAGAGACUGAGAUCUUCUAUGAGCUGGCCCAUACUCUACCAUUGGCCCGCAGAGUCUCCGCCCACCUGGAUAAGGCCGCUAUCAUGAGGGUGACACUCAGCUAUCUGCGCAUGCACUGCCUACUCCGUUCAGGUGAUAACAGCAAAGAGCCAAUCGUGGAGAAGAAGGAAAACCCGAUGGAUGAGUUUUACCCACGGGCGCUGGCAGGCUUCAUCAUGGUGAUGACAGAGGAGGGGGAUAUGAUCUACCUGGGUGACAGUGUCAGCAAACACCUGGGCAUCACACAGCUGGAGCUGCUGGGUCAGAGUAUUUAUGAUUUCAUUCAUCCCUGUGACCAAGAAGAGCUACGCGAUCUCCUGGCACCCAGACCAGGUAUGUCCAAGAAGAAAACAGCAGAGCAACACACAGAAAUGAACUUCUUUCUCAGGAUGAAGUGUACCCUGACCAGUAGAGGGCGCACAGUCAACAUCAAGUCUGCCACCUGGAAGGUGCUGCACUGUACAGGCCACAUUCGUCUGUGCUGCAGCGAAGAGGACUCGUCUCCCCCUGCAGGCAGCUUUAUGACGGUGCUGUGUGAGCCGAUCCCACACCCCUCCAGUGUGGAGUUCCCCUUGGACCGCAGCACCUUCCUGACCCGGCACAGCAUGGACCUGCACUUCACCCACUGUGAGGGCAGGGUGACCGAGCUAGUGGGAUACAAACCUGAUGAUCUGAUUGGAAAAUCUGUCUUUGAAUUCUAUCACGCCCUGGACUCGGAUCAUGUGACCAAGAGCCUGCACACCCUUCUGUCCAAAGGCCAGGUGUGUACCAGCCACUAUCGCUUCCUGGUUAAGAGUGGGGGCUUCGUGUGGGCAGAGACCCAGGCUACAGUCAUCUAUAACAAGACCUCCCAACCAGAAGCUGUGGUCUGCCUGAACUUUAUCCUCAGUGCGGUGGAGCAGGCAGACAUGGUGUUCUCCAUAGAGCAGACUGAUAGAGAGCUGAAGAGUGAGCCUGUCUCAGAGGCCUUGGAGGAGACUGUGUGCGACAGUGACCAGAGCUGCAGUAAAGAUCCUCCAGUCGAGCUGAACCAGAACACAGAGGACCUGCUCCAUCGGGCCCCUGACCCAGGGGACACCAUCAUACCCCUCCCAGACUUUGUGGAGCUGUCGUUCUGCCAACCUUCAAGUCCCGGCGCUGUCCCAGAUUUCCCUCAGGAGCUUUGCACGCCAGAGCUGUGGGCGCUCCUUUCACCCAUAUUUGACCACCUCAGCUCAUCUUCAUCAUCACCAUCAUCCCCAUCAUCAUCAUCAUCCUCCUCCUCAUCACCGUCAUCACCACAACCAGCACUAGCACUGAGUCCUGUUGAGGAGCUGCCUACGGAGGAUGAGGUGGAGAAGUUGUUUGUCAUCCGUCCGGAUGACAGUGCGCAGAAGGAAUGCCGAAUGGAGGGCAUGGAGGGGAUGGAUCUGGACAUGCUGGCUCCCUAUAUCUCCAUGGACGACGAUUUCCAGCUCAGCUUUCAACUCCAUGAGAACACAGACGAAGCCUCGCCGGAGUCCCUGGGGACAACCAGGAAACGGACUCACGAUCAGGAUGAAGACACGCCUUCCCAGUUGAUUAUUCAGGAUAAGAGACAGAGACACUUGGCGCCCCCACUUGAGCAGAAGCUACUUCUGAGCCACGCACUGCUGGAGUCCCUGGAGGAUGCCGACUCCCCAGAGCUUGGGCCAGAGCCACACCCCUAUAGGCGGAGUCUGCUGCUGACUGACAGAGACCCAGUCCUUGCAGGAGCCCAGGGAUUAUGUGACACAGCAGCCAUGAUGAGGGACCUCUUCCUGUCCCGCCCACCAGACCCACUGACCUCUUCUCUGACUUAAGGAAGCAGUGAUCCAUCUCUUUCAGCUGGAGAAUGCUGGGGGUACUGGAGUAUCAACAGGAUUCUGACACUCCCCAAUUAGAUGUCCUCAAACUUGCCGACACUGUCCGCAACAACAGUUUGCUGUGGUUUUCUAUGAUGAUGCCAGAGAUUAAGAAACAUUUCAUUCUUGUUCUUCUUUCUGAGACCCCUCAUUCAUGGUUGAGCAUGUGUUCUUGUGGAUACUUGGAAACUUUAUUCUAAACACUACCCUAAGCUCAGUGAUGCUUCAGAGUUCAGAAAAGAUUGAUGAAAAUACAUGCACAAAUCAAGCCCAAGACAUACAUUCAGUAGGUUUGACAAAGUGGAGGUUUAUUAGGACACAGUGAUGAAAAGCCCUUCAGUUGGUAAACUGUUAAUCAGGACUUUGACCUGCCGUGGCUAGAUUUAUUGUAUUACUUUAUUACUGAAACGCACAUAAGUUAUAAGAUAUUCCAAUAUUACCUCAGAGCUAUCGUUUGUGGCAUCAAUGGGAAAUUACUAAGAAAGGAUCAAAUUAUUGACUAACACAAGCCAUUGCAUUGGGGCAGUUGACUUACCUCAACAGAGAAUGUCACACUCUGACUCUCAAACAAGGGCUCUUUGACUGCCAUCUUCCAACUAAAUGGACAAAUAAUUUCAGUGGCAUCUUUUUACCUUGUCUUUUUAUAUACUUUACUUAAUAAACAAAGUUUUAUAUAAAUGUUUUUCCGCUCAUUUGUAGACUACAGUUGAAUAAGUUGCAAUGUUGUUUUUUGCUUUUAUGUAGGCUAUUUCAAGUUGCCGCAAUCAACUUGUUUCAUUCAAUCUGUAAUCCUGUGUUUUUGGAAUAUUCCUUCUUUUUUGCUAAUUCAGCAGAUACCGUUACCUUUGUAUGCCUUUUGUGCAUUCAUUUCACAGACGCAGUAGAAAUGUAUAUUUAACAUGAUCAAUUAUUCCUCUUUUCUGUGGUUUCAUUGUUUCAGAAUAGGAAAAAUACAGAUAUUCUGAGUAUUGCUUAGAAGAACACAUGCCUUUAGUUGUUUUAGUGAGAGGUUAUUGCAUUUGCAAAAAUCCAAUCAUCCUAUGGGCUUGGUUUUCCAAAUAGAAUUAAUGGAACUGAAGUUACCAUGAUUUGUACGUUCUAUACAAACAAUUUCUAUGCAUGUAAUCCAAUCCAAAUAACCUUUGAAAAACAGGGCCCUGAGGGCUUUGACAUUAUAUUUAUCUAUCUAGAUUCAUUUAAAUGAAUGAUAUAAUACUGUUUUUCCACUCUGCAUGAUGAAAUAAGAAAUGGCGCCUAGUCAGCCGCACACCAUUCUCGCGAGUUCUGAGAUUGUCUUUGGGGUACCAUUUGAGUUUUUUGUUGGGGGGGGGGGGGGGGGGGUGUUAUGUUGUUGGUUUUCAUCACAUAAGAAUAUAAAGUACUAUUAUGUAGUCCUACCACCAUUUGUAGCAAAUUAGUUUACAUAACACAUACUUACAGAUAUGUGCUCAUUGUAUCAAGUAACUUUCAUUAUUUUUCAACUACUGUUCGUCUGUGCUGUUUUGCUUGUACGUGUUAUUGACACAAUAAACGGGAUUCUGACAAAAA
Molecule: messenger RNA, 3641 nt
Organism: Esox lucius (northern pike)
Lineage: Eukaryota; Metazoa; Chordata; Actinopteri; Esociformes; Esocidae
Gene: hif1al
Product: hypoxia inducible factor 1 subunit alpha, like
Exons: 15
Coding region: 102-2051 (649 amino acids)
Biological process (GO): cellular response to hypoxia; regulation of transcription by RNA polymerase II
Molecular function (GO): RNA polymerase II transcription regulatory region sequence-specific DNA binding; DNA-binding transcription factor activity, RNA polymerase II-specific; protein dimerization activity
Source: RefSeq, a predicted model, not a curated record